Messenger RNA from Aspergillus ochraceoroseus IBT 24754, 6324 nucleotides. RefSeq names its product putative autophagy regulatory protein Atg2 (gene atg2). NCBI's taxonomy places the organism in Eukaryota, Fungi, Ascomycota, Eurotiomycetes, Eurotiales, Aspergillaceae. The record is from RefSeq and is a predicted model, not a curated record. Gene Ontology annotation, cellular component: extrinsic component of membrane; phagophore assembly site. The transcript is spliced from 4 exons. Bases 1 to 6324 code for a protein of 2107 amino acids. Gene Ontology annotation, molecular function: phosphatidylinositol-3-phosphate binding. Gene Ontology annotation, biological process: autophagosome assembly; piecemeal microautophagy of the nucleus; autophagy of mitochondrion.
AUGGCCUACUUUCUACCUUGGUUCUUCCAGAAGCGUUUGCUGCGAUAUGCCCUCUCUCGUCUUGAGUUAGUCGACACAGAAGCCUUGGAUCUCGACAGCCUAGGCAUUCGCUGGGGGCAGCGAAGCACCGUUGAGCUCCGGGAUAUCGGCUUGCAGCUGGAGAAACUAGCCACACUUCUUCGCCUUCCAUCGUCAAGUGAACUUCUCAGCGCUCGGGUUCGAUAUUUAAAGCUCACUGUUCCGGCCGAUAUCUACAGCAGUGGCAUCAUCUGCGAGGCUAGCGGAAUCGAUGUGCAUUUGAGGCUCCCCUCGGAGGAAGCUUGCGUUGCAAAGGACAGCUUUCCCGCAGGCCAUGAACAAAAUCAUGAGUCUAUCAUUCCCGAUCCUACAGACCUCGCCGAAUCAUUCUUGCAGGCAGAGCCAAAAGAGGAAAAGGAGGAACUGCAAGCGGCGAUAACUACACAAUCUCAAGUCCUACACCGCACUUCAACAGCAAUAGGCGAUGAGGAGGAGGAACUGGGUCUUGGAAAUGAAUCUGUAUCCCUACCCAGCUUCGUUGCCGCGUUCUUAAAGGGGGUUGUGGACCGCUUUCAGAUUCAGGUUGAUGACAUCUCGAUACGAGUAGACGUGGAAACAAAACAGGAGGGGUCAUCUAAAAGACAGCCUGAGGAGAAGCCUGACUUGAUUACAGGUCUCUUGAGCGUUCGUCAAGUCACUGUAGGAGCAGUCUCCGCAGUUUCUAGCUCAGAUGAACUUCCUUUGCAUCGGGGGAAACGGCCAGUUUCUCUUUCCGAUAUCAAUCUCGCUCUCGUAUCCGAGCCAGUGGUAUUCUCGAACUACUCCCGAUUUACCGUUCCCGCAUCUCCGUCCACUGCCGUGGCUUCGAAACCCAGUCAGUCCCCUAGUCGAGCUUCGUCGCCUGCGCCCCCUCCUUCAUCUAUAUCCAGCUCCACUCAUGCUUUAAUGAGGUCGACUAUUUUCGAGCCUCCCCACGAUCUCGCGGGCCCAAUGAUUGGUGAACAUAGCGUUCCCAAACUUGAAGAAUCGGUUUAUACCUAUGAUGGUAGAUUUUCCGAUGCAGAUACAGAUGAUGAAACUAGGAGUUACAGGUACCUCGAGGAGUCGCAUAAUUCCUUAGAUGACGAGAGACUAUUUGAUAACCCGGCGUAUCUUGAUUCUGUGAUUGAUUCUCACCUUCAGGAUGACGACAUUGAAGGCCUAGAUGAUCUGGCUCUCGGUAACGCCAAUUCUCAUAAUACUUAUGAGUAUACACCCCGCCUACAAAGCUCCGAAGUAGGGUACACAGCAUCAACCUCCAACAAUCCAACGCAGGUCAAUAUUCCAGAAGCGGCGGCGUCGGAGCCUAAUAUAAGAAGAGGAAUGGGCCAUCUACUCGGAGAUAGGACGACUGGCCCCCAGUCAUCAAUGCCAACAUUAUCACUCCCCACGCAAGAUUUCCAUAAUAACGAUAUACAAGAAUCGAGACGCCUUCCUGCAUCACCCUCUGAGGCUAGCAACGCUAGCUCGGCCUCGAGUUAUUUCAACAAUGAUCUUUCAGAAUCGAAGCUGUUUUCAAAUGAAGAGGCGCAGAGCAUGUACAUGAGUGCCAUGAGUCAAGAUUCCACAUCGAGAAGUUUCAUGCCCAAUAUUCCGGGUGCCUGGGACUCAUCUGAGUCCACAGUAAUGAGAGAAGAGAACUACCAUAAUUCCUCUGGUAUUGUGUCAGCCGAGCAUGAUGACAUCGACCAGGCCGAACAUGAUGAAACAACCGUGUCAACGCCGAAACUCACUGCCCAAGACGCAACACACUCUUCACAACACACGAUCUUCGAUGAAACAUAUAAUUUCCAUCCCGAACCAGCUGAAAGACCCUCCACUCCACCUUCUCCAAGUUUGAACAGAAUUAGAGCUGUAGCCAAACGGUUUUUCAAAAUAGAGGAAAUACGCGUCUGGAUCCCUUCCUCUAAACAUGAAGGGGAACAUGCUGAGAGUCCAACAUCACCUCACUCGAAGAUUGCAAUUGAUAGCUCAGGGCCAUCACCAGAGCAGUUAGGAAAAUCCGAGGCUCUUGGCGAUGCGGUAUCUACCUCCAAGUUUCCGUCCUCUUUACGGUAUAAUAGUGAUCCAGCCGACCUCUCGUUUGCCGCGGAAAGUAGUGAUCCAAAACAUGCCCAUCAUACAUCGGAUGACAAGAAAGGUCUUGGGUCGAGUGGCAGCGAUAACGAAAUUGCAGUUGAGAUCUCGUCUGUAGAGAUUCAUUUCGAUAUAUCUAUCGGGUGGCUAGUAACUAAGUUCGGCCAGAGAAUCCUGCAAGCAUUCGGGGGCGAUGGAGCAGCCAACAUCAGCGAAAGUUCCUCGCAGAAGGAUGUUCAGAAGCCACAAUCUUUUAGUCUCGCACUAGGCACCUUUUCCAUCAAAUUUGUUGAGCAUGUCCCAGGAAAUGCGUAUCCUCUUGACGAACAUCGGCCGUAUUCUACCACCUUCCUCGAUUUCUUACACGAUGAUAUCAUUCUUCAGACUACGGCUUCUGGCUUAAAGGCUAAUUUUUUAGCCAGUAAGGACAUAACAAAAUUCUCCUUAGAGGUCUCGAAGUUUACCCUGGGCUUUGCUUCUGAGGACCUGAUUUCGUUCAGCGAGGACUUGAAAAUGAGAGAAUCGACUAGAGACAUCCUAUCACCAAUCCAUGGAGAUAUUUCUCUAUCAUUGAGCCAGACUUUGGAGUCAGCAAGGUUGAAUGUUACUACUCUUCCUUUGCAAAUAUGUCUUAAUAUUCAGCGAUUAGAAGAGGUUCUAGGCUGGUUUGGAGGCUUAAGUUCUAUUAUGGAACUUGGAAGCUCUAUUUCAUCUAUAUCUGGCACCAAGGGAUUAAAGAAGGAUGUGCUAAAACGCCCUCGUGGUGUUCAUUUCGAGGCCGCGUCUUCUCCUGUUCCUGCACCCGAAAGGACCUCGACGCCUUGGAAGGUAAACGCUCGAAUAGGUGGCAUUGCAUUAGAUGUCGCAGGAGAAAGUCAUUACCUCAAAUUGCGGACAACGGCUGCCAAGAUUGUGAGCAGGUUUGAAGGCAUCGCGCUCCAGAUCGAUAAAGCUAAGCUCAGCGGACCGUUGCCCCUGGAUGAUUCCAGGGAUGCACCAGCCAAGAUCAACCUCAAUAGUAUUCGAGUGGAAUACCUGUUUAUUCCGAAAGAACCUGAUCUCGAUCGACUCCUGGCGCUGAUUACACCAUCUAAGGAUAAAUACGACGAGGAUGACGAUAUCAUGCUAGAUACCCUCUUCCGACAGCGAAAACAAGGCUCUGUUCUUCGGGUAACCGUCACUGGGGCUAAUGCUUCUGUUUCUCGCACGUCUGAUCUAGAUUCUCUAUCACAACUCGGGGACGAGUUGAGCAGACUUUCCAACGUUGCUAAGUACUUGCCUGAAGAUGACAGGCCCGGUAUUUUGACCCUGGUAUUAAUCCGAGAGCUUGAAGCCCACCUGCAUGUUGGUGGUAAAGUGGGCAACAUUACUGCACAACUCCAAAAUGCUGAGGCGGCCCAUAUUAGUCUCCCCUCCCUCGUAGCUGCCCAGUUGGGGUCGAUCAGGGUUGUCAGAAACGACAUUGAGGAGCUAGUGGGAGAGGCUGUAUCUUCCACACUUGAACAGACACACAUUCCAGUUUUUAUGGCACGGUUUAUUGCUGACGAAAUGGACCCGACAUUCAAGGUCAAGCUACAUAACUUGAGGGUCGAAUAUACCCUCCCAUCUAUGACCGCGUUUCUUGGAAUAAGCGAAGAAAUGACAUCAGGGGACGUUGCUGCCAACAUGGCCACUUCCUUGGCCAAUCUUGCGGAGCUGCAUCCACCAUCCCAACAGUCUUCGAACAAGAAAGAUAGCCCUGCUAGCCCAGCAAAACCUACAAAAUUAGCCGUAGCCAUGCGAGGCUGUAUCAUCGGUCUCAACCCACGCGGCACGGCGGCAAAGGGCCUCGUCGUCUUGACUCACGCAAAUUUUUCGGGUACGAUUCAUGACCCUUCGUCCUCUGAGGCCAUUUUGGAUCUCCGGAAAGCCUCGAUCAUGAUCAUUGACGACGUGAAAAAUUCGGAGUGCGACAACACUCUACCUCCAGGACGAGCAGCUAUCCCUCGGCGUAGUCAAAUUCAAUGUCUGAUGGAUCUGGGCUAUGUCAGUGUCUCAACAAUAUCGUCAGCAACGGCUACCGUAAAGAUAAUGCGUCUGAGUGAUGAUGGAACAAAGUCGCUUGAUGUUGAACUUCGCGAUGAUUUGCUCAUUCUUGAAACCUGCGCCGACUCCACUCAAACACUCAUCAGCAUAAUUAACGGACUGCAACCCCCCACCCCACCUAGUGUGGCCGUCAAAUAUCGGACGGAAGUUAUCCCCAUCCAAGAUAUGCUUGCAUCUUUUACGGGUGAUGCAUUUACCACUGACUUAUCGGAAGAAGCUCCGGAAGUUAUCCCAAACACUACAGAAAUUCCAACAGAUGAUGAACUCGAGUACGUGAGCGACUUUUAUCCAGUGAGCGCAAGCCCCCAACACGAGUCUUCAAAUGAAGGAAAUGAGCUUUUAGAUAGCUUCCACUCGCAGUACUACGUGUCAUCCAGCGUCUCUGAGCUUGAGUUUCGGGACGACCACUUCGCACAGCAGUCCGCGGUUGGAGGUACCGCGCACAGAUGGGAUUCUGCUCAAAAUACGUACGGACUCUCAGAUGACUUGAAGCUCCAGAAAAGUCCCUUGAGAGUUCGAGUACGCGAUGCCCAUGUGAUUUGGAAUCUAUUCGAUGGAUAUGACUGGCAACGAACGAGGGAUACAAUAUCCAAGGCUGUAAAAGAUGUGGAGAAGAAGGCUACGGAACGUCGUGCCAGAGUUGGUAGUCGAGCAUCUCCAGGCUUCGAUGACGAGGGGUCCGUUAUUGGGGAUUGUCUAUUUAACUCCAUAUAUAUCGGUAUACCUGCCAACAAGGACCCUCGGGAAAUUCGCGGUGAUAUUAACCGUAACAUUGAUGACCUUGUCAGCGAGACGGGCAGUUAUGCAACUACUACCACAGUUACUGGCGCCACCGUACGACAAAGUCACUCGCCCAGUUUGAGAGGGAAGAAGCUGCGAUUAUCCCGGAGCAAAUAUCACAAAAUGACGUUCGAGCUCAAAGGCAUCUGUGCGGAUCUAGUGGUUUUCCCACCGGACUCGGGAGAAACACAAAGCUCAGUAGACGUCCGAGUCAAGGACCUGGAGAUAUUUGACCAUGUGCCUACUUCGACAUGGAAGAAGUUUGCCACGUAUAUGCAUGAAGCAGGUGAAAAAGAAAGCGGGACAAGUAUGGUCCAUCUGGAAAUUUUGACAGUAAGGCCUGUGCCUGAGUUGGCGGCAUCCGAGAUCGUUCUCAAGGCUACUAUUCUCCCGCUUCGGCUCCAUGUGGAUCAAGAUGCUCUUGAUUUCCUCACUCGCUUCUUUGAAUUCCGGGACGAUUCUACUCCCACUCCUGGAACUCCUGCGGAAAUACCGUUCCUACAGAGAGUAGAAAUCAGCGCAGUCCCCGUAAAGCUCGAUUUCAAGCCAAAGCGGGUGGAUUACGCGGGGCUGAGAUCGGGCCGCACCACCGAGUUCAUGAAUUUCUUCGUCCUGGACGAGGCGGAUAUGGUGAUGCGCCACGUCAUCCUAUACGGAGUGUCCGGGUUUGACAAGCUAGGACAGACGCUGAAUGACAUCUGGAUGCCGGAUAUUAAGAGGAACCAGCUUCCAGGUGUGUUGUCGGGUCUGGCCCCUAUCAGAUCACUCGUCAACGUCGGAGGCGGCGUGAAGGAUCUGGUGGUGGUUCCGAUGCGCGAAUACCGUAAGGAUGGACGAAUUGUGCGUAGCAUCCAAAAGGGGGCGCUUGCAUUUGCCAAAACCACGUCCAAUGAACUUGUGAAGUUGGGCGCGAAGCUUGCCAUUGGUACUCAGACGGUAUUGCAGGGCGCCGAGGAGAUUCUCACCACAUCCGGUGGGAAAUCGACCGGUAACGACGAGGAUCAAGGCGACGAAGAGACAGGCAACAAAAUCUCGCUCUAUGCCGAUCAACCGGUUGGAGUGGUGCAAGGCCUUCGCGGAGCAUUCAGAGGGUUAGAGCGCGACCUUCUGCUGGCUCGCGAUGCUAUCAUCGCGGUUCCUGGCGAGGUGGCCGAGAGUAGUAGCGCCAAAGAUGCUGCAAAAGCAGUUUUGCGACGGACACCGACAGUUAUUCUCCGCCCAGCAAUCGGUGUUUCCAAAGCCGUGGGACAGACGUUAUUGGGGGCUGGGAAUUCCUUGGAUCCGAGCAAUCGCCGCAAAAUGGAAGAUAAAUAUAAACGGCAUUAG